Messenger RNA from Paramuricea clavata, 313 nucleotides. The record is from the annotation of a GenBank genome assembly. NCBI's taxonomy places the organism in Eukaryota, Metazoa, Cnidaria, Anthozoa, Malacalcyonacea, Plexauridae.
AUGAGGGGAAAAUCUGGUUCAGGAGAUGAUGAUUUUGUAGUAAAUCCAAAAUAUGAGCACCUUCUAUGGCUGAAGCCCUUUAUAAUCAGCAGGCAAAGCUCUGGAAAUUUUAAGCUGUCUGAUAAGAACAUUAAGAAGAGUUCUACGUCUGAUCAACCACCUGUGUCUGAUAAUGUUGAUUCCAGUGAAGAAUCACAUGAUUCAACAAACUCAGACGAAGGAAGUGAUGACAGCAUUGCCAGUGUUCAGAAAACUGUUAAUCAAACUGUGGAUGAAAGCAUAUGUACAACAAAAGAUAGCACCAAUAAAGAUA